AUUCACCAAUCGCAAUUAGGUAUUUCAUUUUAUAACAAAAAAUAUGCCAUCUUUUAUCCAAUUACCAAAAACAUUUGAUUAUAUAAUAAAUAAUUAUUUAAGACCAGCAUCAUAGUUUUUAUUUGAUAUUUCAUACUUUUCACAUUAUAACAAAAAAUAAUAGCACAACAUGUUCAAAAAAAUUGCUGUGGGUAUUUCUGGUGGUGUAGAUAGUGCUGUAACAGCAUUUCUGUUAAAGAGCGCCGGCUAUCAGGUGGAAGGAGUUUUCAUGAGAAAUUGGGACAAUAAUUACGAAGUCGGUUUUUGUUCAGAUGAGAAAGAUUAUGAGGAUGCAUCAUUUGUUUGUCGUAAGCUUGAUGUUCCUCUACACAGAGUGCACUUUAUAAAAGAAUAUUGGAAUGAUGUUUUCACCACAUUAUUAAAGGAAUAUGAAUCAGGAUUGACCCCAAAUCCGGACAUACUUUGCAACAGAUAUAUUAAAUUUGAUAGAUUUUUUGAACAUUGCAGGAACAAUUUAGCUGUAGAUGCCAUUGCAACUGGCCACUAUGCUAAUACAACUUUUGGACCAUAUUUAGAGAAUUUUAAAGAAGAUGAAAGUGUAAAGCUUCUACAGCCACUUGACAAACAUAAAGAUCAAACAUUUUUUCUGUCCCAAGUAAAACAAUUCUCAUUAAGAAGAUGUAUGUUUCCAUUAGCAAGAUAUUUAAAAAGUGAAGUAAGAGAAAUAGCAAGAAAGAAAGGUCUUAUGAAUAUUGCUAGAAAAAGGGAUAGUACAGGAAUAUGUUUUAUUGGCAAAAAGAAAUUCAAAAAUUUCAUUCAAGAGUUUAUUCCUGAGAAGAAUGGACACUUUAUUGAUAUUGAUACAGGACAAAUUGUGGGAGAGCAUACUGGUAUCCAUAAUUGGACAAUAGGACAACGAUGUUGUUUGCAAAGCUUUAAAGAUGCAUACUUUAUUUUUAAAAAAGAUGUUGUUUCUAAUAAUAUUUAUGUUGUUGCGGGUACUAAACAUCCUGCUCUCUGGAAUAAUAUUUGCUACACCUACCACCCUCACUGGAUUUCUGAAGAACCGGUAGAUUUAGUUAAGAAAAGUGUAUGGAAAGCCUAUUUCAGGUUCCAACAUACUAAGCCUUUAGUACCUUGCCGGGUAGUUACAAACUCUGAUGGUUUAACAAUAAUAUUAGAGCAAAAUUUAAGAGCAAUAACAGAAGGGCAAUAUGGGGUUCUGUAUAGUAGUAAUGUAUGUUAUGGUAGUGCAAAGAUAAAAGAUAUUCAUAAAAACCUUAAACUGCCUUCAAUUGAAUAAGUCUUAAUUUUUUAUAGAAGGCUAAUACAAAAGUCAUGUAUACAUUGUGAAUGUUAAUAUUAUUAUGAUUGUAAAUUUAUUUAUAAAAAUAAAUAGAAUUUGCUAAAAUUAAUUAUAAAGCAGAAAGCUCUUUGUUUCCAAUAAUGUCACCUUUUCCAAUAUUUUUUCUUGAGUGUUAAUAAUAAGUGAUGUUCUGACUAAACUAUAAAGCUAAACGAAAAAUUACAUAACGAAAUUAAUUGGGUUUACAAUUCAAUGCCUUGAAUUUGAUUAUAGUAUGUACGAAUUUAAGCGUCCAAAAUCGAAUUAUUAUCUAGUUCGGUUAGGUUAGGUUAGUAUAUUAAUAUUUUAUUUUAAAUAACUGUCCAAAAAAACGAGUUAUUAUCUAGUUUGGUUAGGUUAGGUAUUGAAUUGUAAUAUUUAACCAAUUAAUUAAAUCACGAAACAUGUUCUGACAUUCUGGCAGAAAGGUGGCUCGAUAGCACGCACGAAUAAUGAUUUGGCCGAUUAGUUGGCUUUUUGCAACUGACUGGCUACUAGUCAGCCAAUGUAAUAGUCGGAACUCGGAAGAUCUCUACUAAUAAUUUAUAUUGAAUAGAUUAAUGUUCCUCUAAAUUUUUGUUUCAACAUCAGUUUGAAUUUUAUUUAUUAUGAGCAUUUUUAUCCCAUAAUAUCUUUCUAUUUAAGUUUUUAAAUAGUAGUAGUUUAGUACCUGGAGUUUUAAGAAAUAAAGUAAGAAAGGAAAUUCACUUGUUAAUAUACCUACAAUA
Messenger RNA from Pieris rapae (cabbage white), 2073 nucleotides. Its product is annotated as mitochondrial tRNA-specific 2-thiouridylase 1. Bases 170 to 1303 code for a protein of 377 amino acids. Gene Ontology annotation, cellular component: mitochondrion. The transcript has 5 exons. Gene Ontology annotation, biological process: tRNA wobble position uridine thiolation. NCBI's taxonomy places the organism in Eukaryota, Metazoa, Arthropoda, Insecta, Lepidoptera, Pieridae. Gene Ontology annotation, molecular function: sulfurtransferase activity. The record is from RefSeq and is a predicted model, not a curated record.